AUGUCGCAUUGGCGCUAUGAGCUAUGCAUUACGUAUCCGUAUUAUGCAUCACUCAGCGGCGCCUGCACGUGGGAGGGCUAUGGACUACGCAUUACGUAUCCGUAUUAUGUAUCACUCAGCGGCGCCUGCAUGUGGGAGGGCUAUGGACUACGCAUUACGUAUCCGUAUUAUGUAUCACUCAGCGGCGCCUGCACGUGGGAGGGCUAUGGACUACGCAUUACGUAUCCGUAUUAUGUAUCAAGCGCCGAAAGCCCGCCGGAGAGGGCUAUGUACUACGCAUUACGUAUCCGCAUUAUCGCCGAAAGCCCGCCGGAGAGGGCUAUGUACUACGCAUUACGUAUCCGUAUUAUGUAUCAAGCGCCGAAAGCCCGCCGGAGAGGGCUAUGUACUACGCAUUACGCAUCCGUAUUAUGUAUCAAGCGCCGAAAGCCCGCCGGAGAGGGCUAUGUACUACGCAUUACGUAUCCGUAUUAUGUAUCAAGCGCCGAAAGCCCGCCGGAGAGGGCUAUGUACUACGCAUUACACCCUAACUUCGCGCUGCCGCUCGGGCUGCCAUAA
Messenger RNA from Emiliania huxleyi CCMP1516, 558 nucleotides. RefSeq lists its product as hypothetical. The coding region runs from base 1 to 558 and encodes 185 amino acids. The transcript has 3 exons. The record is from RefSeq and is a predicted model, not a curated record. Lineage: Eukaryota; Haptophyta; Isochrysidales; Noelaerhabdaceae.